GUAAAGUCGGUGCGCGUGAAGCGCGUGAGUUUCAGUAAACAAUGGGGUGGGGCGAGUGUACACUUGAACACACCAGUUGGCUAGUGAGUAACGGUACAUGAUACGCCCUAAAUACCUAAAUGACCGAGUGGGAUUCGCGGAGAGGACGGAUUGAAUGGUAUCAUUCAGCCGCGAAGCUCUUUUCUUUCGGAAACUGAGGGAUCGUGCAUGAUCGGAAUGAUGCUUUUAGCUGUGGCCGAGAGUCUGCUUUGUGCCUGAGAGUCUGCUUUGUGCCUGAGAGUCUGCUUUGUGCCUGAGAGUCUGCUUUGUGCCUGAGAGUCUGCUUUGUGCCUGAGAGUCUGCUUUGUGCCUGAGAGUCUGCUUUGUGCCUGAGAGUCUGCUUUGUGCCUGAGAGUCUGCUUUGUGCCUGAGAGUCUGCUUUGUGCCUGAGAGUCCAGUUCAGGGACUUAUCAUGAGGACUCCUGGCGAGAACCUCAUCCAGUUGUACACUGUAGCCUAGGGAGAGAAAAAAAGUUACAUUUCUAGCACUAAUUCUAGUAAAAGAUGAGAUUUAUGCAACUUUUAAGGAACUUUUAAAGGAGUCGCGCAUGAGAGAGAAUAAGAGACAUAGAGAGAGACAUAGAGAGAGACAUAGAGAGAGAUGCCUUCUCUGCAUCAUGGCGCCGUGUUCAUUGGCGUCUUCCUCAUCGUCACCGGCGGCUCGACCGCUUUCCUCACGUCUAGCCAAAGCAGACUGCAAGCGUUCAGCCUAUGCUGCGUGGUGUUAGGCGCAGUCAUGCUCAUCCUUGGUCUCUUUUGGGCCAUGAACGACAAGAGCCGUCAGGGCUCCUACACUAACGAAUACACGCACGACUACGGGCACGUGCUGUUCAGCCCGCCGCCCGGAAACCACUUCCCGGAGUCCCAGUCCAUCUUCUUGCACAGAACUUUGGAAAGGCAGAGACGAGGUGUGUACGGGGAUGAUUUUGACUACCCUCCCAUGGAGCCAACAUGUUUCAGCCCAGCUGCUCGUGGGCCGCCCCCCCACUGGGAGAUGGAACCUCCGCCACCGUAUGAAGUGGCCAUCAAAACUACAUGCAGCUCUACGAACAUGAGACGCAGCUACUCGGACACGAUGUUGUCCACUGAGCCACUUUUUAGUCGCUCCCGUGAGAUCAGCUUUGAAGUGUAAGGCUUGUGCUGUAAAUUAGCUGUUAUGAUGCAAGCAUUUCAGAGCAUGGCUCACACAGGGACCCCAACCUCCAAAGGUGCUUCAGAAACCCUUAGUAUCAAAGUAUUUCUCUAUUUCACAAUGGGCUACAAAUAUGGUCAAAGGAGAAACCUAUGAAACUGUAAGAUUCCAAGGAGUUAUUAUCCGCUGUUUGCUCCUGUGAGGUGUGUUCAUUUGUAAUUAUACUCCGAAGAUAAACACUUAAUCUCUCUCAGUAUUUAUUUGGUUUAACUGCCGGUGUUUUAAAAUUGAGACCAAUUUAGCAAAUUUAAAAUGUCCAUGCAGCGGCUGCAUUUUCUCUCUAUACAUAACACUUACAUUACUCAAAUGACUGACUAUAAAGAUGUACUUCUACCCCUUUACAAAUUCCUCACAAGCAUGAAUCACAAUCACUUCUUGACUGGUUUAGUGCACACGUGAGAUGUAGUGACACUACUAGCUGCUCGUGAAGGUCACAAAUUGCGGCACCUGGAUUCAUGAGCAUGUACAUAAAGUCAUUUGCACAAUCUGAAGCACCAGCUUAUGAGAAGUAAACAGAGAAAAGGCCUGGAUAUAUAUGCAAAGCUACGAUUUGUUCCUGUGCAUGGUGAUUUGAGAAGGAAAAGACACACCCACAUUUGAAGAAACUGGAGCUGCAAGAAGUGAUACCAGAAAAAUAUUUCUGUAACAAAAGCACAUCUAAAGUGGCCAUAGUGAAUUUUAACUGCUGUUGGAUUGGACCGAGUGCUAACAUUGUGGCAGGGGUCAUAACGACGCAUCUCUUCAUCGGGGCGCUUACAGAGAAUUGACAGAAUAUUACAGGAAACACUUACGUGCAACAACAAACCAGAGCAUUAUUUGAUUCAUCACUGGUGACCUUUGUGUCCCCUGGAGGAAACUGACAAUUUAAGAAGCAUUGAUCUGUGACGUAAUCUAAGUGUAGAAUGCCUCAGUGAUGUAAUCAUGAAUGACCACAGUGCAUUAGUAGGUUUAAUGUUACCUUGGUCUCCUUUUGUUUAUAAUUAUAAAUCAUGGCAUUUUCAUUGAUUGCUUUCUUUGCCUCAACCGAAGUGACAUUAAAAUGAUGUGCCUCCAUUAAAUUACAGUUCAGGGCCUUUAUGGGUACAUUGCACUAUACUUUAUAGAAUAUGCACGAUGUACAUCGCUUACGUGC
This is a messenger RNA of Tachysurus vachellii, 2363 nucleotides long. RefSeq lists its product as uncharacterized. The record is from RefSeq and is a predicted model, not a curated record. The coding region runs from base 641 to 1171 and encodes 176 amino acids. NCBI's taxonomy places the organism in Eukaryota, Metazoa, Chordata, Actinopteri, Siluriformes, Bagridae. The transcript is spliced from 2 exons.